AUGUCUCAGUAUUACCAAGAGACGCAACGCAAGGAAGAUGUGGGAACCUUGCAAGCCAUGUUUGGUCCACCUUGGACGGCUGAAUUGCUAGGUGUUGUGUUGGAUUUUUACAAUGGAAAUGUGGAUGAAACUGCCAACAAGUUGCUGACAUUGAGCGAACAUCACAAUGGAAAUCCAACUCCCUUGGUCGAAAGUCUCUUGUUGUCGGGUGAAACGACCCGGCAAUCAGCUCCCACAACAGCCCAAAUACUGCAAGAACGAGCAUCAUCAACUAGUAGAGGCACCGUGGCUCAAAUCCCUAAAUCCAAAAUGAAAAAACCUCCUCCACCCCGCAAAACCAGGAUCAAAGUGAGCUAUGCGGAUGACAGUGACAAGACAGCCACAAUUACCAUCCGGAAACAAACGCGAAAACGCAUUGGAACCAUCCAAAAGCUGCCCCAAGACUUUCUAAGAAUUCCCCAAAAGAAGCAGGAACCUCUAUUCAACCCCAAAACAUUAGACAAACUCGGUGACAUGCCGUCAGACCUUUUGCCGAAUCGCAAUCAGCAAGCAAAAUGGAACAAUUACAGACGAGCCAGCGCUCCACUGGCCGAGACGAGCAAUCAACCUUCGAAAUUUCAAGCUCUAAGGAACAGUAUCAAUUUCCCAUCCUUUCCUUCUACUGCUUCCAAAUCAUCUUCACCAGCCGACAACGGCCACAAAGACGCGACAAAGAGAAGUUUUUUCAGUCAGCAAGGACAAGAAAACCGGGCACGGGCUCGGUCGCCAUCAGACGGCAACAAUAGCCUACUAAGCAAGUUUUCCGUGCCAAAAAUGACAGCACCCACAAUCACAAUGCCCAAAAUCCAACUUCCAUCCAUAAAGAAUACGUCUCCAACAUCAUCCACAACACAGACAUCCUCGUCUUCAACGCCUCCUUCGCAGCUCAAGACGGCACCACCAGGCCCCCCAGGACCACCCAUGGCCUUGUUUUCCUUGACAGAUCGAAUGGAAUCGCAACAGUCCCCUGCCCCUCCACCCAUGGGUAUGUUUUCUCGCCCUAAUGAAGAUGGGCACUGGUUCGCAGACAACCAGCAACAACCGGCACAAGGUUUGGUGACAACUUCGGAAAAUGAUUUGCUCAGUGGUGGUGGGAGCUACGGCUUGGCUCCUCCUGAAUCAGCGCCAACCGACGAAAAGCCUGGCAAGUGGGGGCUGUCAAUCCCCGCAGUUCCUUCUCUGACCAAGAAAGCCUCCAGUGACGGCAAUCCUUCCACCACCAACAACAGCAGCAACAACAACAAUAAAUCAAUGUGGAACUUUUCGCCGCCUUCCUUUGCCUUUUCCAAGAAUGAAUCGGAAUCGCCGCCACAAGAAUCGGCCCCUCCUUUGGACAACAAGUCGACAAGACGAUGGACUCUGGCAUCCAUGGGCUCUGCAUUGAAAGUGUCCACAUCUUCUGCAAACAGUCCACCGACAUUGAACGACAUCAUCGAUAUCAAUGACUACUCCGAUUCGUUCGGGAGCAUUCCCCAGGUCGAGUUUCGAGGAGUGACAUUGAAGCAGCUACAACAACUCGUGGAAAACAUGCGCCGCCAUUGCGUCAUGGAGCAAUGGAAAAGUGUGGAAACGGGAAGAGGGCUGCAACCCAAACAUGUUUCCAUGUAUGAUUUGGUAAGGCAUUACGUGAUUCCUCACACCCAGGCCAACUCGUGCAGUUUUGUGGAACAGGCUUUCGGAAAGCAUCAUUAUGAACAUGGACUACCUCGUCCGCCACAAUGGUAUAUCAGCCACACCUGGAACGACACGGUCGUGGAUCUAGUCCGUUGCAUUGAGCAGCAUGCCAUAGAUCGAGGUCUGGAGACUGAUGAGACGGCCAAGUACUGGAUCUCUGCCUUGAGCAUCAAUCAACACCAGCUUGGAGCGAACGUUGUUGCUGACCUCGAUACACUCAGUGACGACUCCAUGCUCCAGGAUCCACGCAUGACACAACGCAUCCUGCAAGUGACUGAAGGGAUUCUGUGUGUCAUUGACAAGGAGAAUCGCUACUUCUCGCGCAUUUGGUGUCUCUGGGAAAUUUUCUUGGCGCUUGAACGUGCCAAGGUUUGCCUUGACAGCGGUGAUGAUCGAUAUCUGGUGGAUGUCUAUACCCUCACCGACGAGGAGGGACCACCCGUAGGGGUGACAGAUGGCGCGGCACAAGUCGACAAAUACAGACUCAAGGAAUCGGGCAGCAAGGACGAUAUCGACACCCCAUCUUGCCGACAAGUAUGCAGCGAAAUAGAAUGGUCCGAGCUCCGCGUCCUUCGACAAUCGCAGUUUCGCUACGAGACUUGCUUUGAUGCCUUGAAAGUCAACCUCGAGUCGGCUCGGGCUUCUCUCGAAGUUGACUCUAGACGCAUCAUGAACUGCAUUGCCCAAUACAAGGGCAUCAACCACGGCGCAGUCGACAGCACACACGACGCCGAGGCAUUGACUCUCCAUCCGUCCUAUUCGCAUGUGAAUGCGCUUAUUCAAGGAACGUUUGCCGGUAUGUGCUAUCGGCAGGCUUUGGAGGCUGCUUCGAAGGGGGAUGAACAGGGGCUGAGCAACUUGAAAGUUGUGCAGGCCGCUCUUUCCUCAUCUUCCAUACACAACCUGGAGGUGUGUUUUGCUGGUUGCAGCGCAUUUCAGAUCCGGGAGGCUCUAAAGUUCGUGGAGAUUCUACCCAUUUCGUUGCAACGCCUCGACCUCGACUACAGCUUCCUCGAUUUUCAGUAUGCCGAGGAAUUUGCUAUGGGUUUGGGUCGGCUUGCUCCAAACCUUGAAGUAUUCAAACUCAAUUGUGCGUUCUGCUCCAAGUUGUCGAACUUGGAUAAACUGUUUCAAGAGCUGGGAAAACUUAUCAAUCUGCUGCAAUUGACUUUGGUCAUUCAGCCAAACAAGAGUAUCACGUCGGUGGACGGCUUGACAGCGGCUCUUUUGGAAAUGCCAAGGCUAGAGAAAUUGGAGCUCGAGUUUGAUUGUUGCGGUGGAUACUCGAGAAUGGUCACGGCUGCCAAGGGCGGAGCAGCUGUCAACAACAUUUCUUCCAUCUUCCGUGGCACAUCGGAUUCUUCUCGACUCACCCAACAGUUCGACCAAGUGUCCAAGUUGGCGCAUCUGGACAUCAACGGUGCCUACAUUGAUGAUUCGAGUAUUACUAAACUGUGCCGAUCCAUCAAGUCAAGGAAUUUUGAUUCAAAGAUACAGAAGUUGAGGCUUAGAUUCCUGGGAGACACGGGGAAGAAAUUGCGAGAUGUGGAAACCGUCGAGGAUUUGGCUGAAACCCUUCAGCGCAUUCGGAAUGGCUUGAAACUUUUCUCUUAG
Molecule: messenger RNA, 3327 nt
Organism: Seminavis robusta
Lineage: Eukaryota; Bacillariophyta; Bacillariophyceae; Naviculales; Naviculaceae
Source: the annotation of a GenBank genome assembly